UGGACUUCUCAGAAGCCCACCCGCCUUCUAAGAGGCCUUCUUAAAAGCCCCCGAGGCCUUCUUCGUUGCCAUUUUGGCUCAAGCCAUUUCGGCCAAAGUUUCUCGGGCACAGGCUUUAGCCGAGGUGAUCUCCCCAAGGCGUCCCUCCGCCCGCAUUUCAGGCCGCGAGCUGUCGUGCAGCGUGUGCAUCGGCCCAGGGAUGUCGCUCGACGACUCUACGAAGAAACCUCUCGCAGAGGAUGGUGGCGCGAUCCGUGAUUCCGCUGGUGCCGUAGCGCCACCUGCCACGGCAGAUGCUGGCACUGGCCAGGCCAGGCAGACUGCUUCGCCCGGCGGCGCCCUUUCCAUGGACAUCGAGACGCCACCAGGCUCUCCAGCCGUGAGUUGCUCGGUGGGAUCGUUCGGCGGGCCGUCUGAGAACUUCCACGCCCAAGGGGGGCUCGUGGGCUACAUCCGCGCAUUGCGCCACGAGCCGGACAUGGACAAGCUCACCGACCUGGCUGUCAUUCUCUCGACUUUCCCUUUCCUGUUCAUCCAGAUACCGCAGAUCUAUAGCAAUUUUGUGGCCCCUCACGAGAUCCCUGCAGCAUGGACCGGCAUAGUCUCUGGCGGGAUGGGGAACCUCUUGUUGUGCACUUUCUUCGCGGAUGGCGGUGAGUGGGCGCAAGCGAGGGUUCAGGCGAUCGGGGCGAUCACAAACAUCUUCGUCGUCGCCCAGGCUCGCCUUCUCCCGAAGCAGCCUAUCGUCCCACUUGUGCCCUUCCUGGUCGUCAUGCUCGUCAUGAUUGCGGGCUUAGUGAUUCCCCUGCUCAAGGCCAUGGGAAGAGCCGACAACGCCUUCGACUUGUGGCUAAAGGGGACGACCAUUAUUGGGGCAACUGUGCUUUGCUUCUCUCUCACGUACUCCAUCAUGGAUGACGGUGCGGCGUUGUUGGGUGGGUCGGCAGGUGAGGUUGAUGAGCUAGUCCCGAGCGUCAUCAGUUUGGUGGGUCUGGUAGUCUCCUCGUUGUGCGUUCAUUUUGGCGUCACGACCAGCAGCACUGGUGGCAUUUUGGCAACGGUGCUGUUCAUGUACAUGCCCGUGCCGCAGCUCAUCAAGAAUUUGGUCGACGAGUCCGCAGCGCAGGGGUUCAACUUGGGCUUCGUGUACUUUGGACUCCUCGGGAACGGCUUGGGCAUGCCGCGAGCGCUGUACACCAGGAACUACGUGUGGCUUUCUGGCUCCUCUUGGGGCUGCUUCGUCGGUGGAGUGCUCAUGAGCGUUACCCUUCUGAUCGCGAAUAGUAGAUCCGACGUCAGCUUCAUCACAGGAGCCAGCGCCAUCCUGCUCACUCUCUUCAACGUUUGUUUCCUCGUCUACUCUGCAGCCGUGUUCUAUUGCACGCUUGCCUGGGACUUGAGGCCGAAGCCGCCGUCGCAGAGAGAGUUCCGCGUGCCGUGAACAACAUCAGAGCAGGGUAUGCCUUCGGGGAGGCAUGCGCCGCUGAGGCAGAAGUUUCUUUCUAUCGCGGGCAUGCAAGCAGCAGCGGAUUUGCCGAUUACCAUGGGUCGUUGCUAGCCGCGUCAAUCGCUGCUUCACGGGCUGGGUUCCGACAGGCUUGAGAAAUCCGUCCUGCGGAGAUUCCCCGCGGCGACGUGACAUUCGUUGCGUCUUACAGGUUUUGCGCCGAACCCUGUCGUUCCGAGACGCUUUGGCGAGGAUCGUCUGGGACACCUCGUGUGCAUGUGGUUUGAUUGGAUCCUUUGCGCACAUGCUGUGCACCCUUCUAUCAUCCAGUUCGGCCAAGAUGUCUUACACUGGAGGUAGCUGGGGAAGGCGCGUGGUGGACAAGCCGCGGAAGAGGGCGGACACGCGUUGAAGGUACCGAGGUGCCUGGCCCGCGAGUGGACGAGUAUCACCCGCGUAAAAGGUGCCGGCACGCUCGUGGACGCGCGCGGCCUAGAUGGCGUUCGCAAUGAAGUUUGGGAUUUCUUGGGCUGGCAAGAGCUGCCCAGUGCAGUGGGCCUGCAGGGCGAGGGGUCCUGCCAGCCGCGCCAGGCCGGCCCCGCGUGCAAAGUUGCCAGGAUAAAUUUCAAAAGUUGCCUUCUACCCUUUGGACAGUGACACUCAGUCGUGCGGCUGUAUGCAAUGUGUUCGGUGCGGAGUAGGGGCUUCGUGACUUUUUCAAUGCCGAGCUUCGCUUCUCAACGCCCCUCAAACAAUAUUUGACAGCCGUUUUUGACAACCACGUUGCCCACUCUCCCUCCUCCUUUUCUCCUCCUCGUCGACUCCUCGCUCCCUUUGUCGCCCAAUUCGCCUCCUGGUUGCCGUUGUGCUGAUUGUAUAAAUGGCCGAUUGGACCAUGGGAGUCCAGCACACAACGCUCUUGUCUCCUUGGUUCCCUGUCCGCGUUCUCCCUCCUCCGCUCUGCUCCGCCCACCUGUUUUACAAUCCUCGGCGGCACACUUCGAGAGCCAACCAUCUGGGCAUCUGGAUUGCUUCGCGCUGUCGAAUGCAAGAAAAAGAAGAAGCCGCCGAGCCCUUCCAAGGGCCCCCCUGCCCUCUCAGAAUGUACCCCGCCAGCCCCGCCUCGACCAUAACCCGCUCGAGGUCCGUCCCCGGAACCCUCCUGGGGCCCACUGGGGUCGCUUCGAACUUCGUCCCGCCGUUGGACCCUUGCUGAAGCCCCAAAGACGAAGCUCGUGACAAGAGACAGCGAAUUCUCGGCAGCACGCCUCGUGGCUUCUAAGCUCUGCCCCACCUCUCCAGCACGCGGUGCAAGCGCGGCCCCGUGGCGGCGCCGGAGGUAACCCUGACCCCCUGGAGGUCAAGCGCCUGGUCAAAUGGAGCGCCGUCGCCACAGUCGCCGUUUCCGCUGGACAUUCGAGCGCCGGCUGCCCGCGCCGGGCUCCGAAGGCGAGGCGCAGGCUUGGCAGGUGUGCGAUCUCGGUCCCGAGUGGCACUUUCGCAAGCCCCAGGAGCUCUGAGGCGGCUCCGGGAAUGCUCCUGGAGGCCCCCCCCGCCGCUGGCACCGGGGCGGCGGUCUCGCGCCCUGGCGGGCUGCAGCGCGCGCGGGCGGCAUCGCGGGCGCUUCGCCGAUCGGCCGCGGGCGGACCAGGUCGCCGCGGACCGCCGGAGCCGCGGAGCCGAUCGCACGCGAGGGAGCCCCCGACCCGUUUCUUUCAUGCCAGCCAGGGGGGCAAGCAUCGACCCCCAGUGGCCAGUUCCUCG
Molecule: messenger RNA, 3211 nt
Organism: Prorocentrum cordatum
Lineage: Eukaryota; Dinophyceae; Prorocentrales; Prorocentraceae
Source: the annotation of a GenBank genome assembly